AUGAAGUUGGAAAUUAAGUUUGGAAAAUUUCAACAUUCCGUGCAAAAUAUAAAAGCGGAAAUCGGUUGUCAGCGACUCCGUUGGCGGAUGAGGAAUCCAACAGGAGGAUGGAAGCUGGUAAAAGUGUGUUGGCCUUGCCCGCUGAAUUGUCCAAGAGUAAGGUGUAGCCAUGCCCUGACAGUGGUUCAGCUUCGCAUACAGUCACUGAUCCGUAGCCCAAUGCCCCCCUUGUUUUAUCCACCAAAACACAUGAUCAACUACGCUUUAGAGAAGUCGCCACCGAUACCCAAGCUAACGUUGUUCCCCGAAAUGGAAACUAGCGAUAGGAUGACGGCAUCAGCCUCAUCAGCCCGGACGAGAAUUUUAAGGUCGAGCCAACAACGAAAAAUUGGAAAGGUGAAGUUCUUCAAGGCCAUUUCGCUGAUCUACAACCGGUGGCAGUCCAUCGGUUGCAAUAUUACAAUGGGGGUGCAGAGGGAUAAAAUAUUAAUUCGCGGUGCGAAUGGUUGA
Macrosiphum euphorbiae (potato aphid) is the source of this 510-nucleotide messenger RNA. The record is from the annotation of a GenBank genome assembly. Lineage: Eukaryota; Metazoa; Arthropoda; Insecta; Hemiptera; Aphididae.